Messenger RNA from Nerophis lumbriciformis (worm pipefish), 1957 nucleotides. RefSeq names its product ectonucleoside triphosphate diphosphohydrolase 2b (gene entpd2b). Gene Ontology annotation, molecular function: ribonucleoside triphosphate phosphatase activity; GDP phosphatase activity; UDP phosphatase activity. Gene Ontology annotation, cellular component: plasma membrane. Gene Ontology annotation, biological process: nucleoside diphosphate catabolic process. The record is from RefSeq and is a predicted model, not a curated record. NCBI's taxonomy places the organism in Eukaryota, Metazoa, Chordata, Actinopteri, Syngnathiformes, Syngnathidae.
CAGGACUGGAGGAGACAGUUGUUUGGAAUUCAACUUCCAGUCAUAGUCUCUUCACACUCCGGUCAUCAUGGCUCAUUGUGCAGCUCAUCCCGCCGUCCUCUUCGCACUGCUGCUGAUCGGCACGGCCGCAGUCGUGCUUCUCACUUUCCCAAGCAAAGACAUUCCCGAGGCGCCCGGGUUCAUGUACGGAAUUGUUCUGGAUGCUGGAUCCUCACACACGUCUCUGUACGUAUACAAGUGGCCUGCAGACAAGCAAAAUGGCACCGGGGUGGUCACCCAGCACAGUGAAUGUCAUGCAAAGGGAGGUGGGAUCUCCAGCUAUGCAGGCCAGCAGGGAGCAGUGGGACGGAGCUUGGAGGCGUGCUUGGACCAGGCAGUGCAGGACGUCCCUGCACAUCGACACACGGUCACACCUGUGUACCUGGGGGCCACAGCUGGCAUGAGGCUUCUGCAUAUCUCAAAUCCACAGCAGUCAGCUGAAAUUCUGCUGGAAGUAGGCAAGAAAAUCCAGUCCUACCCGUUCAGCUUCCGGGGGGCUGCCAUUCUGUCCGGUCAAGAGGAAGGCGCAUUUGGCUGGGUCACCGUCAAUUACCUCUUAGAGAACUUCAUCAAGUAUGGCUUUGUGGGGCGAUGGCUCAGCUCAGGAAGGCCCACAGUUGGGGCUCUGGAUUUCGGCGGAGCGUCCACACAGAUCACAUUUGUGACUAAAGACAGGGUGGAGCAGCAGAAGGACAUGAUGAAACUGCGUCUGUACGGCCAGGAGUACUCUCUGUACACACACAGCUUCCUCUGCUAUGGGCAAGACCAGGUCCUCAAGAGGCUCCUCGCCCACAUUUUCAAGUCUCAGGGUUACGCAGAUCCCGUGACACACCCGUGCUAUCCUGCAGACUCUUCUGUAAGCGUAGAGCUGGACGGUGUAUUCAACUCUCCGUGCACAGCCAUGUACAAACCGAGCUCCUACAAGGCCCAGGGCUCUUUGACAGUACGUGGCAGCGGGCAUUAUGAGCAAUGCCAAGGCAACGUGUCCGAGAUCUUCUCCUUCGACAGAUGCCCUUUCUCUCAAUGCUCCUUUGACGAGGUCUUCCAGCCCAAUGUGACUGGCAGCUAUAUGGCAUUUUCAGCCUUCUUCUACAUUCACUCCUUCCUGCAGCGCGUCACGGGCAUUCCAGUGAGCACCGCUGCACAAAUGGAGGAGGCAACUCAAACAAUAUGCAACAUGAGUUUUGCUCAGAUGCUAGAUCUCGCUCCAGAUCAAGCGUCUCGCCUGAGGGACUACUGCGCUUCCUCGGUCUACAUCAAGAUUCUCCUGCUCAGAGGAUACGGCUUCGACGCAACAUCCUUCUCACGCAUUUCUUUCAAGAAGAAGGCGGGCGACACUUCUGUUGGAUGGGCUCUGGGUUACAUGUUGAGUUUGAGCAAUUUGCUGCCGUCGGAAAAAAUUGGAACUUGGAGGGCAUUGCCGCCGGGAGUUUGGCAGGCCCUGAUUGUGUUUUCCGUAUUGCCCUUGGGCGCCAUCGUGGCCUUGGUCGGACUUGAGUGGAAGAGGAGAGGACGCGAGGGCGCCGCCAUUUAGUCCUGCUGUUGCACACAAUUACUCCUAAUCUGGAUUUAAAUGUGAAUGUGAGGUUUGCGCCUCAUGUUCUGUAGUUUUGCCCAUUCCUUAUACACAAUGUCCCUGGUGGACUCCACUUAAAAUUGAAUGUGUUUUGAAGAACAUUAAUGCAAGACUACUCAGGUUUGAUAACAUUACUCCGCAUUUUUACCUCAGAAAAAAAAUGUGUACUUUUUUUUUUUUUUUUUUUAGAAAUGUAGAAUUUGUGAAUUCACAUUCUGCUGCAGGGUUUGCCGAUACAAGGUAAAGAUAACCAUGUGUGUACAAUUCAUAACAUACAUAUUUAUGCUCGAUCCAUACUUGCCAACCCUCCCGGAUUUUCCGGGAGACUCCCGAAAUUCAGCG